This is a messenger RNA of Salarias fasciatus (jewelled blenny), 1122 nucleotides long. It is a transcript of the gene atp5f1c, whose product is annotated as ATP synthase F1 subunit gamma. The record is from RefSeq and is a predicted model, not a curated record. Lineage: Eukaryota; Metazoa; Chordata; Actinopteri; Blenniiformes; Blenniidae. The coding region runs from base 17 to 937 and encodes 306 amino acids. Gene Ontology annotation, biological process: proton motive force-driven ATP synthesis. The transcript has 9 exons. Gene Ontology annotation, molecular function: proton-transporting ATP synthase activity, rotational mechanism.
CGCCUUUAUCUUGCGCAUGCGCAGUCCCGCGGGUCUGACCUUCACUGGAGUAACCAUGUUCGCCCGGACCAGCGCUUUGGUUUUCGCCCCACAAUGUGGGCAGGUCAGGAACAUGGCUACCCUGAAGGACAUCACCAUUCGGUUGAAGUCCAUCAAGAACAUCCAGAAAAUCACAAAGUCCAUGAAAAUGGUGGCUGCCGCCAAGUAUGCCCGCGCUGAGCGGCAGCUGAAGCCGGCCCGUGUCUACGGCACCGGAGCUCUGGCUCUGUAUGAGAAAGCUGAAAUCAAAGCGCCCGAGGACAAAGCCGCCAAGCACCUGAUCAUCGGCGUGACCUCCGACCGUGGCCUGUGUGGCGCCAUCCACUCCGGCGUGGCCAAGACCAUCAAGAACGAGAUCGCCAGCCUGACUGACUCCGGCAAGGAGGUGAUGGUGGUCAAUGUGGGAGACAAGCUGAGGGGUCUGCUGCACAGAACUCAUGGACAGCACAUCAUCCUCAACUGCAAGGAAGUGGGCCGCAAGCCCCCCUCCUUCGGCGACGCCUCCAUCAUCGCCACCGAGCUGCUCAACUCGGGCUACGAGUUCGAUCAGGGAUCCGUGGUCUUCAACAGAUUCAGGUCUGUCAUCUCCUACAAGACGGACCAGAAGCCGGUGUUCUCCACCGACACCGUGGCCAACUCAGAGAGCAUGGGCGUCUACGACGACAUCGACGCCGAUGUGCUGAGGAACUACCAGGAGUUUGCUCUGGUCAACAUCCUGUACCUGGCUCUGAGGGAGUCGUCCUGCAGCGAGCAGAGCGCCAGGAUGACGGCCAUGGACAGCGCCAGCAAGAACGCCUCUGAGAUGAUUGACAAGCUGACGCUGACCUUCAACCGUACCCGCCAGGCUGUCAUCACCAAGGAGCUCAUUGAGAUCAUCUCCGGAGCCGCCGCUCUAUAAAUGGGCCAGGUCAUCGUUCGCCCGUAGCCCCCCCCCCCCAAAGUACUUCGGACACGCUGCUGUCGAGUCUAAUGAACGUUUGUGCUUCUAUUUGUAAAAUAUCCAGAGAAAAUAAACCUCCUACUCAGAACCUUCGCCCUCUUCUUCAGUUCCUGUAUCUGCCAAUAAAAUACUGAGAUGAAUGU